GUAUUCAAAAGAUACAGAUGGCAGUGUCCAACUCCGCUCAAUCUUCCAUCUCCAUUCUCCACGUACCUCAUUGGCUUAAACUAUUUCCCAAUUUUCUCCCUCACACAAAUCCUAUAUGUAAUCACCUUUUCCCUAGUAAACAGUGACCACAGUAGACCAGGUCAGGGCAUUCAUUGUUUAUUUACCCACUCCUCUCUCCCUUUGAAGUUAAACCCACGUUUUGGGUUUCCUAGAUUUAAUUCUCAUCUGCAACUUCAAGCUAUAAGUAAGUUGGUUUUGUUGGGUAGGAAAAGGUUGUCUUUCUUGCAAAUAUAUGUGUGAGACGACGAGAGGACAAUCGGGUCACGACCUACUUAUGCCGUUCCGUGUUAUGUUCCCAAAGGAUAAGAAAUGUACUGAUCGCUUUACUGCAUCCUUAAAGGCUAUUUCCCUCUUCCUUUUCCUCUCUUCCAUAUCCUUUGUUCUUUACUCUUCCUUUCUUAGACAUCAUGACUUAUGGUUCCGGUGCCCCGAAUGCCCCGACCCGACUAUCAGGCCUCGCGGUGAUAACCCGACCCAUCAAUACAAUUCCAACUCCACUACAAACAUCUCCCAUAUUGUGUUCGGAAUAGGCGGGUCAGCCCGAACCUGGAAGGAUCGGAAACACUAUUCUCAGCUCUGGUGGAAACCCAACAUCACUCGGGGGUUCGUUUGGCUCGACGAAGAACCCGAACCGAAUACAACAUGGUCAGAUGCUUCCCCGCCUUACCGAAUUUCAUCGGACUGGAAGAAAUUCAAGUUCACGAGCUCACAGUCAGCAGUCCGAAUAUCCAGGGUGGUUGUGGACUCAUUCCGGGUCGGGUUACCAAACGCCAGGUGGUUCGUGAUGGGAGAUGAUGAUACUGUUUUCUUCACAGAGAAUUUAGUCACAGUGCUGGGAAAGUACGACUACAGGCAGAUGUACUACAUCGGUGGGAGCUCGGAGAGUGUGGAGCAGAAUGUGAUGCAUGCAUAUGACAUGGCGUUUGGUGGCGGUGGGUUUGCCAUUAGCUACCCGCUAGCGGCGGAGCUGGUGAGGAUAAUGGAUGAAUGCCUCAACCGGUAUUUCAAUUUUUACGGGUCGGAUCAGCGGGUCUGGGCAUGUGUGGGUGAGCUAGGUGUCUCCCUUACAAGAGAAAGUGGCUUCCACCAGAUUGACAUUAGAGAAGAUCCUUUUGGUCUAUUGGCUGCUCAUCCAAUGGCACCGCUAGUAUCUCUCCACCACCUUGAUGACGUACAGCCGUUAUUUCCAAACCAGAGCCAGCUAGAAUCCUUAAGAACACUAACCACAGCAUACAAGGUUGAUCCUGCCAGAACAAUGCAGCAGUGCUUCUGUUAUUACCACAACUAUAAAUGGUCCAUAUCUGUCUCCUGGGCCUAUGCAGUGCAGAUAUAUCCUUGGCUUUUGUCAGCCAAAGAUUUGGAAACACCCUUGCAGACAUUCCGAACAUGGCGGAGUUGGAGCAAUGGACCUUUUACGUUCAAUACCAGGCCUAUGAGUUCUGAACCUUGUGAACAGCCAGUGAUAUUUUAUCUAGACUCAAUUAAAGAGGACAAAAAGGGCAAGACUGUAACUACUUACAAGAAGUCUCCAGUAAAACAAGAGAAGUGUAAUCAGUUAAACUACGCCCGUGCAUUUGCCAUUGACAAGAUUGUAGUCUCCUCACUGAAAAUGGAUCCUCACAUGUGGGAAAAGGUACCUCGAAGACAAUGCUGUGAGGCAAGUAAAGGUUUUUGGAGUAACACAAUGACGGUAAAGAUAAGAAACUGAGAUGUUGCAGAUAAGGUGUGGAAAUUCUUCACAGGUGCAGCAAGUAUUCAAGGUCCUUUUUGUUCAAGUUAAACAGAGAGUGAGAAAAUGACGGGAAGCUGCGGAUAAUGCAAAGCAGAAGGCAAUAUAGAAGGCCAUUCCUGCAGUUAUUUUGUGGCAUAUAUGAAAAUGGACAAAUACAAGACUGUUAUAAUCUAUUUGGCAAUUUGUUGUUUGGAUGUAUUAUUAGAAGUGUAACUUGUACCAUUUGUUCACAAAGUGAUAAAUACAAUUUGCACUUGCUAGUUGUAUCUUAGUUGUAGCAAAUUGUAAAACAAUUUGCACAAGUUGCAAAAUAAUUUGCACAAGUUGAAUAUUGUAGAUUGAGGGGCAACAUUCUUCUAUAAAUAGGGACCUUUGCCUUCUCAUUUGUAAUGUCAUCAACAAGUGAAAUACAAUCUCUCCCUCCUCUCUACAAA
This is a messenger RNA of Lycium barbarum (goji berry), 2247 nucleotides long. RefSeq lists its product as uncharacterized. Gene Ontology annotation, molecular function: acetylglucosaminyltransferase activity. NCBI's taxonomy places the organism in Eukaryota, Viridiplantae, Streptophyta, Magnoliopsida, Solanales, Solanaceae. The record is from RefSeq and is a predicted model, not a curated record. Bases 314 to 1789 code for a protein of 491 amino acids. The transcript has 5 exons.